UAGCGGUUGCUAAGUAUUUUUCUCCUACCCACCAGCUCGCAUAUGCCGCAGAUGUCUUGAAAUUUCCGGCCAUAUCAUCCUUGCUGCAGCUGAUGGUCAUCGCGGGUCGCUACGGACAUCGUGAGACGUGAACGUGUAACUUUGCAAACACGGAACAUAUCACUUUGGAAUGGUGUUGCCCUAUUUAUGACUGAAUGGAUUAAAAGAGCGCAUCGUUCACGCACAAGGUCCGGAAGUGGCACAAUGUUAAGCUGAGAGAAGAGCCCAGCAGAGUGUGUCCGAAGGUCAGAAUAAGUUAUUAUUCUCAAGACCCGCUCCUGUAAUUUGAAUGAACAACCAAGCCGUAUUAGAUGUUACGUCACCAAGUCUGGUAAGUGCAUCGUCUCUAAACAGCAUUCCGGGGUAAGUAAUCAGACAGCGCUUUGUUGUUCUUCUUUUAUUCCACGCUCUACUGCUUUACUUGUUUUUUCGUUUUGCACUGAUGCUGUGCUCUUGCUUCUGCUUCAAAGUCACUCCUGUACAAAAUUUUCCGAAUAAACCAUUCUAAACAAACGUCUGUGACGUAGUUAUUCUAUCACAUUACAUCACAAAUACUUUCACUCGGGGAAACCAUUGCCCGAUAGCUUUUAGUGCUGAACAUUAUUUUCAGAGCCUCUGACUCCAAUUUUCUGUCUGCGUAAUGCUGUGUUGGGCUGCGUACCCACAUGUGGGCAAUGUGUGCGGUAUAAACGCGAACGCGGCGCGGUAAACCCUUGCCGCGAGCUAGAGUAGAAGGUCGAGUAUCGCCCCUGGCCAUGGAACUCCCCAGUCAUCAUCAUUUAAAUAAAAUUGUUGUUAUUGUCUUGCCGCGGGGUGGAAAAAAGCCGCUUUUCGUUGAUCGCGCAACACACGAUUUUUAGCGGUAUGCCACACAUUCUCGACCAAUCGGACGCGGUUCAGCGGAGACGGCAUGAAUGCACACGGCAUGCUGGAGGGCGGUUCCGCACAUCACUUCUCUACCGCAUGUGGGUACGGGCCCUUACGAGGCGUUCGCAGGGAGAUAGGACAGAAAUAUCAAAUCACUCGAACUUCUAAACAAAUACCCGCUUGUCGGGAUUUAACGACUAAACUGCUGAAAACGUACGUUUCGGGAGUAAUGUACAGGCAAAAAAUAUUCGCCAUAUUAACAAUGGUUCAAGCUUAUCCAGGUAUUGAACGUCAUUUCCGAUGUCAAUAUCUCAAAUUACCUAAUUGUCGAAUAAAUAUUACGUUCGCUCGAUUUGCAAGAGAGUGCGUUUCUCGCAGCACAAGGUGUCAGAGGUUCUACGCGAUUACCGCAUCGGUUGUCAUGCAGAGGUGUAUAAUCUAUCUGUCUUCUCAGAUACAGGCUACAGCGGCACAAGUAAAAAGUUAACGACUCUGAGUUCCACGAUGCUAUCAGCCAUCACCGGAGUAGACCCGCAAACAGCCAUUUCGGACAAGGUCAAGACAAUCAGUGUGCCCUACAGAACGAUACGCCCACGUCCACGGAAUAUCCUGGUGUGCGUGAUCGGAGACCCAUAUCUGACCACCGACAUUGUAGUUCCACCAGCGGGCCUGUGUACUUUCUACUUCUACCGUCCAGUGGAGACGCCUACACCGUUUGCCCAAACCUCCCCUGGCUGGCAAUGGAUUCUGUCCCUCGCCAGAGACCACCCUGCUGCCAGCAAGUAUGGAGUUGAUAUCAGUGAAAGGUAUGUCAACCUUUGGAACACACAUCUCUUAAACCAGGCAGACAGGAAUGUAAUUAGUACAUACAAGUCGUCCGGAGUUGUCAGCUGCUCAGUUUUGGACACGACGCUUGCAUGCGAUCGAACAGAUGAUGCCACAACGAACAUCAUCAAAGUCCUCAAGACCUUGCACGGCAUACCAGGAUCGCCCUCCCCCCAAGCAGGCCAAGAUACCCUCGACGCUAUAAUGAUAGGUGUUUCCCCAUUACGUUCUGCUGUAAAGACGUGUGGUCAGAUUUUGAGGGACCACGUUCUUCGGCUCGUCAGAAAACUGAAUCCGUACGCGGUAUUGUUUAGAAGCACAUACAUGGCGCCACCGGAUUGCAUCCAACCAGCCUGCACGCCGCCUAUCUGCAAGCUCCCUGGGAUGUCGUUCUGGAACGGUAGCGAGAUCGAUGACCAGCCAUCUAUGGUGGAUGCGCUGGAAUUCAAGGGUAGCGUCUUAUUGCCGUCAAGCACGCUACCUAUGCUUUCAUUCAGCCCACGAGGGCGCUUCAUACGGAUGCCGCAGUGCUUCACAUGUAAGUGGAGUGACGUAGCCCAAAGGAACAUACCCAAGUGCACGGCAACCUACAGCGUGGGAACUGCUCCUUAUAUUUGUCAAAAAGGCUCUUACUACUAUCAGUUGAACCAGUAUCCUUCACAGCACUCAAAGGAUAUCCGCGGAGUGCAAGAACUCUCGCACAGCGAGAAUUAUACCAGGAUACUCGCAUACGACACCAACGCAACGCUAACGUUUAAGAUGUGCAACGCAGCGAAAGAAUUUGGCUUCGACGGAAGCUGGGUUAUCUUUGAUGUGCAAUACCAAGAUACGAAGAAUAUCUGUCGCGACACAGUCUUCCCCGAGAACUUCACCAUCGUGCAUUGGGUUAAGAAACACAUGGAAAGCAACUUCUACACUUGCGACGGCAUUUGGAUGUAACACAUCUCGACCACUUGUCGAAGGUGUGGAAGCUAUUUAUGUGGAUACAAAUGUGAUAGAAAACGA
Messenger RNA from Ornithodoros turicata, 2736 nucleotides. RefSeq lists its product as uncharacterized. NCBI's taxonomy places the organism in Eukaryota, Metazoa, Arthropoda, Arachnida, Ixodida, Argasidae. The record is from RefSeq and is a predicted model, not a curated record. The coding region runs from base 1411 to 2670 and encodes 419 amino acids. The transcript has 10 exons.